AUGACAGAGCUCCUCACCCGUAUUUUACUGAUACUCGUUAUCGUGGGUGCAACAACUGUCUCUGCACAUUCCACCUUCCACAUGUUUGCCCACCAAGAAUAUAACCAUCUUCAUUCUCACCCCGAAUCCAAUCACAACUCGCCACAUCACAAAUGUAUGCACGAUAAAAUCUUUAACGAUGAAUUACAAUUACAUGGUGGUGAUAAGUCCAAAUCAGAUCUUUUCAUGAAUUUAGACGUUUCUCGUGCAGUGAAUCUCCCACUCGAGCAUCGAACCAUUCUCACAGAAAAACGAGAGAUCCAAAAAGUCCAUGAUGUUUUCAGCCCCAUUCGUAUUCGUUUGGAUACAAGUGCCAUUGCCAACGAUGUUGAAUCACGAACAUGUUAUUCACAAGGUCAACAAUACAAGAGAGGAAAUCCCACUUCAACGAAUGUGAUCUGUAACGAUAAUUCAGCUUCGAAUUGUUGGGGAACUUGUCAAAGUGGAGAUGUUGUUACUGCUGCCAAACAAUCUCGUGUGUUGAGUCUUGUCAAUAUUGUGAAAGCUAAAAUUGAAGCUCAACUUACAACCAGAAGAUUAACCGUUUUUACAGUGCCUGCUACUCAAGCUCCGUGCGGAGCUGAAGGUGGUGUGGCACCAACAUCGAGUUCAACUGCUGCUUGGGCAAUGGCUUGUAUUAUAGAGUCUACUUAUAAGAGACCUAUCGCAGGACAAUUGAAUAUUAAUCCAGCUAUUUUAGAUAUUUACAAUAGCGCUUCUAAUGAACAUGUCUUGUUGAGUACUUUGGAACAUGAAGUCACUCAUAUUUUAGGAUUCAGUGCUUCCAUGUAUAGUAAUUAUGUAGAUUCUAAUGGAAACAAUUUAGGAGAAAGUAAUGUUGUUGCUACAAGACAAUCUAAUGAAAAUGGAGUACAGGUUUCUCGUACUUUUUUCAUCCAUCCCACCUUGAGAGCCAUGUUCCAAAAAAUUACAGGUUGUUCUUCACCAGUCGAUGUUCCUAUUGAAGAAUAUGGAAAUUCUGGAUCUGCUGGUUCACAUUUUGACAGUCGAGUAUUUAUGAAUGAAUUGAUGGCACCUUCUUUGGAUGGAUGUCAACAAUUUGGAAGAUCUUGUUUUACAUCCGUUGCUACUCUUACACUGUUACAAGUGACAGGAUGGUAUCAACCUAAUUUAACCAAUGCCAUUGAACCAACUUUUGGUAAGAAUAUGGGUUGCUCUUUUGCUACUGACCGAUGCAACAAUUGGGAUACUACUCGUAAGGGUUAUUACUGUACAGAUACAACUUCAAAGAAAGUGACUUGCGCCUAUCAUUUACGUGAUAAGGGAGUUUGUGACAUUGUGACUUUUACAAGCAAUUUGCCUGCUCAAUAUCGAUACUUUUCAAAUCCAGCAAUGGGAGGAAGAGUUUCAUGGUUUGAUUUUUGUCCACUCAUUCGUCGUUACAUUGCUUGUAAUGAUAAAACAAUGCCAAGACGUUCAUCAGAGGUGUUCAAUUCAAACAGUGCUUGUUUUGAAGGAAAUUUGGAAUUGAAUGGAUUUUCUGGAACAAUGGAAGACGAGAGUUCUUCUUCGAGAUGUCUCGUAUACAGUUGUGACAAGACUAGAAAGAUUCUUAGAAUUCGACUUCACACAACCUCUCAAUAUGUUGACUGUCCUGCAGAUCAAUCCUAUCUCAAGAUUACUAGUUUCAAUGGAUUCAAAGGAUCUAUUGCUUGCCCUAAAUUAGGUUAUACUCUCUUGUGUGAAGCUCAGGAAAUUGCACCAAGUACUGAUGAUGGAACAGGACAAUAUAUUGAUCCCAAUGAGGCUGGAAAUGAAAAAUCGGAUGGUACUACCAAUGGAAAAACAUGCUUCUUUAUAUUUUGUUGGGGAGGUAAUGCAAAUCAGACUUUCAAGAUUUGGAGUACACAUUUCAUGCUUUUAAUUGGCAUUGUUUUAACAUUGCACAUGAUCUUUGGAUAUGCUGCUUCAGAGUAA
Molecule: messenger RNA, 1977 nt
Organism: Naegleria lovaniensis
Lineage: Eukaryota; Heterolobosea; Eutetramitea; Acrasida; Naegleriidae
Exons: 3
Coding region: 1-1977 (658 amino acids)
Biological process (GO): proteolysis; cell adhesion
Cellular component (GO): membrane; cytoplasm
Molecular function (GO): metalloendopeptidase activity
Source: RefSeq, a predicted model, not a curated record